GGGUGCGAAUAAAGAGCCAUGGAUGGAUCCGCGCUCUGCCACGGGUUUCGCAAAAAGAGGCGCUCCAGAUCGCAGCGCGACCGGGAAAGGCGAUCCAAACGCGGAUUACAAGGUGCGUCUGAUGGCGCUUUGGUGGUCGCUGCACCCGGGGAGCUUCGGAGGACCCGAGCGCCUUCCCUCCUUUCUUCCUCCGGCUCGGAUCUUGAAAACAAUGGCAUUCCAGCCCUGCCGCCGCCGCCGCCGUCCCGACCCAAGGCCCCCAGGAGGAAGAGGAGGGAGUCUUCCUCCCCAGAAGAGGAUAUCAUCGACGGCUUUGCCCUGGCCAGCUUUGUCACGCUGGAAGCCUUGGAGAAGGACGUAGCAGUGAAACCUCAUGAUCCUGUGGAAAAGCCUCAGGACCCCUUACUGAAGAAGAAGAGGGACGUGCUUACUAAUGGACUACCCUACCGCCUAAAGAAGAACAGACUGCACUCUCACCAUUACAGUUCAGACCGGGAGAACGACCACAACGUUUGUCAGCACCUCAGGAAAAGGAAGAAGUUCUUGAAAGGCCUCAGACAGCUUAAUCCAGGCCAGGACAGCGACAGUGAAAGUGCGAGUGGAGAAUCAAAAGGGUUCCAUCGGAGCAGUUCCCGAGAGAGGCUCAGUGACAGUUCAGCCCCGUCCAGCUUGGGAACCGGCUACUUCGUAAGUGGAUCUCGACUUUUUAAAUGUGUGGCUCUGUGUGCCGUGGGAGACGGCGUUGCUCAAACGUUACGAGACCGUUCGUCCACGUUACGUGGAUGGUUUUGGUCCACUGUUAUCUGGCCUGUGCAAUGA
This is a messenger RNA of Elgaria multicarinata webbii, 819 nucleotides long. Its product is annotated as autism susceptibility gene 2 protein homolog. The transcript has 4 exons. The coding region runs from base 19 to 819 and encodes 266 amino acids. The record is from RefSeq and is a predicted model, not a curated record. Lineage: Eukaryota; Metazoa; Chordata; Lepidosauria; Squamata; Anguidae.